Molecule: messenger RNA, 1314 nt
Organism: Closterium sp. NIES-67
Lineage: Eukaryota; Viridiplantae; Streptophyta; Zygnematophyceae; Desmidiales; Closteriaceae
Source: the annotation of a GenBank genome assembly
UCUCCUCCUUCCCGCCACUUGCGGCGCGCCAUUCUCCCGCCAUGGCUAGGAGCCGGGUGUUUAGCCAUGUCGCGAGGCGGCUGGCGCUUGGCUUUACAGAUCCCCACAGGCUGUCCGCGCCGCCGUCGUUCCCACAGUUAGCUCCUCGGGCCAGAUCGGCGACAUUGGUAACGCCUAUUUCUCAUUUCGCCAACGACUCGCACACAUCUAAACUGCACACUCACUCUUCGCCCGUUCCCCCUAUCGUCUAUCACAAAUACGCAACCUCCACCUCGAUACUGUCACAAAAUGCAUCAACUCGCUUCCAACCACCGUCACUAUCACACCCUCCCUUAUCUCGCGGAUUCGCCGGCAUACUAGUCGAGCUGGGCCUGCUCCCUCCCCCUCCUGAUCUCUCCGACGAGGAAAACCGGAAAAAGGAGGUGAUUAAAGCCGUCCUUAGGCCCGGGUCGGGCAAGAUCCAGGCUAAGAAGGAGCGGCGGCUCGGGAGAAUACCGAGCAUCGUUUUCGAGCAGGAGGGCGGCCAUCUGGGCGGCCGGAAACGGCUGGUGUCCGUCGAUCGGAAGCAGAUCGGACGACUGGUGAGGAAGUUCGGGCGGCCGUUCUUCGUGUCGCAGGUGUUCGACCUCGAGAUCGCCGCGGAUGGCGCGGAGGGAGCGGAGGGGGAGGCGGAACGAGCGGAGGGGGGAGCGGAAGGAACAGCGGUAGAUGUUGUCCGGAUGAGAGUGAUUCCGAAGCUGAUUCACUGGCAUGGCGGCACCGACGAGAUUCUCAACGUGACUUUUCUCCGGCUGCCCGAGAACGAGAGCUCACGAGUUAAAGUGCCCGUGCCGCUUGUGUUUGUAGGGGAGGAUUCCUGCCCGGGCAUAAAAAAGGGUGGUUGGCUCUACACCAUGCGCCGCACUCUCCCCUUCUCUUGUCCCCCUUCCGCCAUCCCCCCUUUCCUGGAGGUCGAUCUCUCGUCGCUCGACGUGGGCCACAAGAUCACCCUUGCUGACGUGGCAAGGCAGGUGGAUCCACGGCUCAGAUUGCUCCUGGCUGACGUGUCGCACCCUGUCUGCAAGAUAGCUGGCAGCAGGUCAUUGGCCAAGGAAGCAUCGGCUGCUGCAUAGAGGCAGUGAAGGAUAGAACACAAGCACACACAACACAACACACGCAAUGCGUCUUUUAGAAGUGUAAAACACUGACAGCAAAAUCAUAGGACAAGGAUGUUAGAAUGAGAGACUGAACUAGAAUGGGAGAGUACAAGGCAAUAUAACCUAGAAGCUGUACCCUCUAAGACACAAACCUAUACAGUCUAUACAAACAUAACAA